This is a messenger RNA of Tuber melanosporum (Perigord truffle), 624 nucleotides long. RefSeq lists its product as uncharacterized. The transcript is spliced from 2 exons. Gene Ontology annotation, biological process: 'de novo' IMP biosynthetic process. The coding region runs from base 60 to 563 and encodes 167 amino acids. The record is from RefSeq and is a predicted model, not a curated record. NCBI's taxonomy places the organism in Eukaryota, Fungi, Ascomycota, Pezizomycetes, Pezizales, Tuberaceae.
CCACUUACUCGUCUCCUCCCAAAGCUCCCCUGUCUCCAAACCCUAUUGUUUCGAUCAUCAUGGGCUCGGACUCUGAUCUCCCGGUGAUGAAGGCUGGUGCGGAGAUUCUCAAGAAGUUCGGGGUUGAGUAUGAGGUUACCAUCGUGUCCGCGCAUCGAACCCCAGACAGGAUGACCACCUUCGCGAAAAGUGCAAGAGACCGGGGUUUGAGGGCUAUAAUUUCUGGUGCAGGUGGAGCUGCGCACCUCCCUGGGAUGGUCGCCGCCAUGACUACACUCCCUGUCAUUGGGGUUCCGGUGAAAGGAAGCACCCUGGACGGCGUAGAUAGUUUGCACAGUAUCGUUCAGAUGCCGAGGGGGGUCCCAGUAGCUACUGUAGCAAUCAACAAUUCAACAAAUGCUGCGCUUCUCGCAUUGCGGAUUGUAUCUACGGAGAACAGCGAGCUCGGGAGAGAGAUUAGAGAUAAGCUGGAUAAGUACGUCUCCGACAUGGAGAGCGAGGUUAUGGCAAAAGUUGAAAAACUGGAGAGCGGAGGUUGGGAGGCGUACGCGGUGAAGAAAUGACGUAGGCCUAGCAUAAAGCCAUAGACGGUAGCCUAAAAGUUAUGAUAUACCGUACCACGUA